This is a messenger RNA of Calidris pugnax (ruff), 1718 nucleotides long. RefSeq names its product protein dopey homolog PFC0245c-like. The record is from RefSeq and is a predicted model, not a curated record. Bases 82 to 1710 code for a protein of 542 amino acids. NCBI's taxonomy places the organism in Eukaryota, Metazoa, Chordata, Aves, Charadriiformes, Scolopacidae. The transcript is spliced from 2 exons.
GGGGACGUCAACGAGGUCAACGGGGACGUCAAUGAGGUCAACGUGGUCAACGGAGUCAACGGGGACGUCAACGGGGUCAACAUGGUCAACGGGGACGUCAACAGAGUCAACGGGGACGUCAACGAGGUCAACGGGGACGUCAACGGGGUUGGGGGCAUCUUCAAGAGCAUCAACGGGGUCAACGUGGUCAACGGGGACGUCAACGGGGGCGUCAACGGCAUUGGGGGCGUCUUCAAGAGUGUCAACGACGUCAACGGGAGCAUCGUCGUUGACGUCGACGGGGUUGGUGGCAUCUUCAAAGGGAUCGUCGUUGACGUCGACGGGGUUGGUGGCAUCUUCGAGGGCGUUGACGGCGUCAAUGGAAGAGUCAACGGGGGCGUCAACGGCGGCGUCAUCGAGGGGGUCAACGGGGGAGUCAACGGGGUCAUCGAUGACGGCGUCGAUGGGGUCAACGGUGGAGUCAAGGUCAACGAUAGGGUCAACGGGGUCAACAAGGUCAACGAUGGGGCCAACAAAGUCAACGAUAGAGUCAACGAAGUCAACGAUAGAGUCAACGAUGGGGUCAACGAGGUCAACGAUGGGGUCGCCGAGGUCAACGGCGGAGUCAAGGUCAACGAUGGGGUCAACGAAGUCAACGAUAGAGUCAAUAAUGGAGGCAACGAGGUCAACGGCGGAGUCAAGGUCAACAAUGGGGUCACCAAAGUCAACGAUAGAGUCAACAAAGUCAACGAUGGGGUCACCAAAGUCAACGAUGGGGUCGACAAGGUCAACGGCGGAGUCAAGGUCAACAAUGGGGCCACCAAAGUCAACGAUAGAGUCAACAAAGUCAACGAUGGGGUCACCAAAGUCAACGAUAGAGUCAACGAAGUCAACGAUAGACUCAAGGAGGUCAACAAUGGAGUCAACGAGGUCAACGAUGGGGUCAAAGUCAACGAUAGAGUCAACGAAGUCAACGAUAGAGUCAACGAAGUCAACGAUAGACUCAAGGAGGUCAACAAUGGAGUCAACGAGGUCAACGAUGGGGUCAAAGUCAACGAUAGAGUCAACGAAGUCAACGAUAGAGUCAACGAAGUCAAUGAUAGAGUCAACGAAGUCAACGAUAGACUCAAGGAGGUCAACGAUAGACUCAAGGAGGUCAACGAUAGAGUCAAGAAGGUCAACGAUGGGGUCAACAAAGUCAACGAUAGAGUCGAGGAGGUCAACGAUGGGGUCAACAAAGUCAACGCUGGGGUCGCCGAGGUCAACGUUGGGGUCGCCGAGGUCUCCGUCGUCGCCGGCGCCCCCUCUGCCCGUCCCCAACACUUGCGGCGAAUGUUGGCAGAGCUUUGGGCAACCCUCGGACCUGGUGAAGCACAUGAGGAUCCACACGGGGGAGAAGCCCUACCCCUGCCCCCACUGCGGCAAACGCUUCAACGUCUCCUCCAACCUCAUCCGCCAUCGCCGCAUCCACACGGGGGAGAGGCCCUACCCCUGCCCCGACUGCGGCAAGAGCUUCACCGACAAGUCCACCUUGGUCCAACACCGUCGCGUCCACACGGGGGAGAAACCCUACCCUUGCGCCCGUUGCGGCAAGGCCUUCAGCAGGAGCUCCCACCACAAGAGGCACCAACGGACCCACGUCGGCCAGGACCCCCGUGCUCUCCUGCCCCUCUGGGCCUACCCCGGGCAGGCCUGCUGAGGGGGUCACGGGGGGGUUUUGGAGGCAUCUAAGGGGGGUU